GUUGUCUCAAGCACGUAAUUCACAGAACAAAAUCGUACUUUUCACGAACAGGUGCAAGAAUUGAGGUUGCCACACUGUGACUUACAAGUCUCUAAAUAGGGGAAGCUUCGUGUAACGCAGUCAGUAACUGACGAGGAUAUUGUGUUAGGCAAUCUCAUCCUGCUUCCAACACAAUGAGAUUUGGAAAAAACCCAAUCACUGACAUAAAUAACAAGUGUUCUAACGAAGGUGUGACGCAGUGUGAAGGUUGCUGUUGCAGUGCGUGUUUACCUGGUAUCUAUUUUUUUUACGAGUGUGUGACGUUAGUGUAACUAGGGAGACACGAUUUAGCAUUUCAGUUGGUUACAAAGAGAUUUUGUAUCCACAUCAGAGUGGGAGAUGUAUUUCCUUCAGGUGGUUCAUUAAGCUCUUUCAGCCAUGUUGAUCAAUCUAUCUUGCUUUUACAUAAUAUCUGAUAUAAUUCCAUCGAGGAUUAAUGUUUAGGCUAUUCUUGCAGCACUGUAAUGCUUCCCUAACACCGUCACCAUCACCAGGCUGUGCUGCGAGAACUGUCCAGGCAAAUGUGGACAGCGACGGAGGGGCGGGCGUCGCUACGGGAGGUUACUGUUGCUUUGCCCCGCGCGUGGAGGACCGAUGCCCUCACCUGCUCUCUGCCAAAGUCCCUGCCAGUCUCCACGGCGCCCGCUGAGGGCCACAUUCGCGUGACUACCCCCCAUCCGGUAUUCGGCUCACGGCCGUGGACGCAGCAGAGCCAGGGGUGUGGCCUGCCCGGGGACUUCAUCCACGUGGGUGAGGACAUGCUGAAGGCGGACAGCGCAGAGUCUCAUACCCUCACCUCUCGUCUCCUGCUGGCGGAAUGGGCCAAGUUUCGAUGGGGAGUGUUCGACGAGCGCGGCCAUACCAACGACCCGCUGUACCCGUCCACCUUCAGGGACCCGGACACCAACCAGUGGGUGGCGACCGGCUGUGCUGACGGAUCCGUGAAGGGCACUACCUGUGACUCGUCCCAGUCAGGUUGCUCCUUCCUCCCAGAGCCUCACGCCAAUAACCACCUUGCCUCCUCCCUCCUAGCCUUCCCAGACUUUCCCAGCGUGCGGCGUUUCUGCAAAGAGAAGAACCACAACAAGGAAGCGCCAACCAAACACAACUCUCUGUGUGGCAGUCGAUCGGCCUGGGAGGUUAUUGAGCAGACCCCAGACUUCGCCGGGGGACGAAACACAGCUGCUAAUACCAGUGGCCAAGUUCUGGAGCCGCUGCUCAAGUUAGUACAAGCAGCGGGUCCCACUUAUGUCUUUGCUAUCGAGGAUACGGCAGCCAUGAAUCUUCAGCGUCGCUGGGAGUUCCUGAGAAAGGCAAUGAGGCGCGUGGUGGUGUACGACGUUCCUAACGGGGCUCACGUCGGUGCCAUUACCUUCAAUUCAGCUGGUCGCACUGUCGCGCCACUCACCUUCAUCGACAGCGAAGACUCAGACAUGAGGCAGCGUGUCGGCUCCUCGCUGCCACGGAAUCCAUCAGCUGUACGAGAAAGCCAGAAGUGUAUCCUGUGCGGUCUGCAGCAGGUCCUCAAGGUGCUCGGGAACGACAAAAAAUUUGGUAAAGAUGCCGUAGUGAUACUGAUCACUACAGGCUCCAGUCCCACUUCUGAGGAAGAUGUUGCCAAGAUGAUUUCACUGGCGGAACAAAACAACCUGCGCAUUGAAGUCGUCCUGUACCCGCUGACGGAGCACCGCGGUACUGCGCCCACCUAUCACGGCCUGGAGACGCUGGUGAAGGCCACCCGAGGCUCCAUCUUCACCGUCAUGGAUGAAGGUGUGGGCAACGACUCCAAGUUAAAGAUGAUGGUAGCGCUGAUGGAUGCUCUUCUGGCCGCCGUGCAAAGCAGCGUGCCGCCCUCAUCCCCCGGGGGUCCUGUCCUGGUGCACAGCGCUGACUAUCCAGGCGGCAUCGCUUCCGUUUCGGCAGGCAACUUCGCCCUAGAUGACUCGCUGGGAUCUGACGCUCGCUUCUCAGUGUACUAUUAUGACCUGAACCACGUGGGCAACGCAAUCCAUCUGACUGCUCCGUCAGGCCAUAUGAUCGCUUCCGUCAAUGUGCAGGAGGAGGACGGCGAUGUGAAUAUGAUCUUCAUCAACUUAGGAAAAGCAGAGCGCGGUCAGUGGAAGUACAGCGUAGAGAACCGCGCUGACUCCCACCAGGGGCUGUACGUGCAGGUGACAGCUCGGCGCAACACCUCGACAGGCCUCGCAGUCCGUCUGUGGACCAGCUCAGGAACACGCUUCCUCAACUAUUCAGACCCUACCUCUGCCGCGGUGGUAUUCAUGGAGGUCCGAGCAGGCAUGGCGCCCAUCAUGGACGCCCGGGUGGUUGCCACACUCCAGAGGCUUGGCACUAAUGAGACAGGCAGCAACUAUGAACCAAUGUUCUUCAAUCUUUGGGACAACGGUGCGGGAGACCCAGACAUCACGCGCGGGGACGGAGUGUAUUCCCGCUACCUGCCUCGACUAGCGGGACAUCCGGGUCGUUACUUGCUGAGUGCCACCGUGGACCACAACGAUGGCCGAGCGGUGGUGGCACAGGGACCUCCAUCCAGACCUCGAGUACCUCUCCCACCUCGCCACUUGCCUCUUUAUUUCCAUCAGCCGGACCUAGGCGCUUGGGGGGACCCAGGAACGUGCUGCGGCUCCUCGCUCUUCUACUUUCACUCCCGCACCGCACCACCCUUCCAGCGACAUCUAACUUUUGGUGUUCUGGAGGUGCUGUCCUCACCCAACCAGCGUGACCUGACUCCCCCCUCCCGCAUCCUCGACCUGCGGGUGGAGGUCAACGACACCGUGCACGAGAUAUUCCUCCGUUGGACGGCACCGGGAGACGACUGGGACGUGGGCAGCGCUCACCACUACCAGGCGGUGGUGGCGCCUCAGUGGGAAGAGGCGAGGGCCUUCCAGGGCGACACGCUGACGGGCCUGCCUCGCCCCCUCCGUGCUGGCACGCUUCACACCACCAACCUCCAUUUUAUAAGAUAUGAGGAGUUGUGGUACGUCAGCAUGCGGGCAGUGGACGCGGCCGGCAAUAAAGGUCCUCUAGGCAACAUCGCGGCGCUGUGGGUGCCCAGACCCCCGACCACCUACGAGAUCACCACCAGGACACACCCAUCUUUCACCACCCUUGGUAACUACGCUAUGCCAUCUGAGUUGGGAUCAGGUCGGCCGUUGGGCAUGACGGAACUGCGAGCUGAGGAUGUGGCUGUGAUCGUGGGCAGCCUCGGAGGUUUCUUGGUGGUGGCCGCAGCACUGGCCUCCUACUGCUACUGCCACACCCUCAGGAGACGUAAGCAACCGGGAAAGCAUGAAGAUGUGAAGACUGUGGUUCACGGUGGUAACGGCAGCGACGGCGGUGGCAGCGCAGAUGUCAGUCUGGCAAUCAAGACAGAGUCUGCGGUGAGUGAAGGAGCCCGCGGCAGCCACGAGUCUAUUCACAGUUCAACAAACGACAACACUUCAAGGAAACCUCUGGACGUGGUCUCUCACUCCUCGGCUCAGUCCUGGGGAACAGCCACCUUCCCAAGGGAGAACGGGGCUGACCUGACAGGAGAACCUUUGGCAACCUUCUCAAGUCUGGAUGGUCGUCCACCCUUCCCGGAUGUAACUGUGACCGACUACCAACAAGUCCCCGCUGGCGGCGGCCAGACUUCUUUGCACAUGUCCUACGUCCACGAGAAAGCCGCUGGCCAGUAUGAAGUGCCCAGCCUGGCCUACAGCAACUACAACCCGGGCUGGGAGGAGCCCCUCACCAGCCACCUUCUCUCGCAGGUGCACACUGCUGCUCCCACCCCAGCCCCUCAGCAGCCCCCGCUACCGCAGGCUGACCGCAAGCGCCGAAACGUGACGCAGGUGUAAUGCAGCUGCUUGCCUCUCACGCUCCCCCUGGCUGGUGGGCAACACAAUGGUACUGUGCCGCCAGCCCCGUGAUGCAUACCAGCUGUGUUUCUAUGUGAAGUAUUAUGUUGCAGCCCUGGAGAGUAACACUCACAGACAAGUGUCAAUUCUCAGGCCGGUGCUGGUGGGAAUACACACAUCAUAAUUACACAUCUUUAAAAUAAAA
Messenger RNA from Scylla paramamosain (green mud crab), 4101 nucleotides. RefSeq names its product calcium-activated chloride channel regulator 2-like. NCBI's taxonomy places the organism in Eukaryota, Metazoa, Arthropoda, Malacostraca, Decapoda, Portunidae. Bases 561 to 3896 code for a protein of 1111 amino acids. The transcript is spliced from 8 exons. The record is from RefSeq and is a predicted model, not a curated record.